This is a messenger RNA of Zootermopsis nevadensis, 1684 nucleotides long. RefSeq names its product nucleolar protein 16. Lineage: Eukaryota; Metazoa; Arthropoda; Insecta; Blattodea; Termopsidae. Gene Ontology annotation, cellular component: nucleolus. The record is from RefSeq and is a predicted model, not a curated record. Gene Ontology annotation, biological process: ribosomal large subunit biogenesis.
GGUAUUUUUUGUGAUGUAAAGUUAUCUGUGGUAUGUAUCGUUUUGUGCAUGGUUGUGUAGGUUAAAGCGGUUUUUGUUCGGAUCAUUUAUUUAGCUCGGCUUAAGAAUGACUAAGAUAAGGAAACAGAAGAGAAAGAAGCAAUAUCGUUAUAGUGUUAACAGGAAGAAGAAUAGGAGGACAAAACUUCCUUCCAUAACGUGUCCACAAGUAAAGAAAGCUUGGGAACAGACAAGAACUGUUGAGCAAAAUUUAAAUGACAUGGGACUGGCAUAUGAUUCAAACAAGGCACUUAAAAUACCAAGUUCAAAGGAAUUGCUGCUCCCAAUGGAAUGUGAUGGAGAGAAUAUUAAAUGUGAUGAAGAGAUAAGUGUUCCUAUAAAAACAUAUGUUGCCAAGGGACUGGAGGAGGAUGCUAAGGCUCCAAGGGUAAAGAACUUCAGACUGCCAAACAAUCAAAUUACUUGGCUGACAUAUCUCAUGGAUAAAUAUGAAGAUGAUUACAAGGCAAUGGCAAAGGAUCCUAAAAACUAUUACCAAGAGACGUGGAGGCAAAUUCGAAACAAAAUAAAGAAGUUUAAGAAUAUUCCAGAGCAGUAUGACAUGUACAUGGAGUCUCGUAAGAAACAAAAUUCAGUUAAUAGUAUUUUGUAAUGUUCUUGAACACUUUUGUAUAAUAGAGUGAAUUCCUUUUAUGUUUGUUACUUGUUAUGAAUAAGUGUUUAAAUCAGGAUUCCAUGUGAUGUUUGGUAAUUGACUGUUGGAAAGGAUACACAUUAUUUCAGUGUGUGUGUUUAAUAACAGUAAUUAACAUUUGAAGUGUUCAGGGGGACACUUAUUCAGAAUCUUGCCAGUAAAAUGAGAACAACAGGCAUGUUAACAGAUGGGAAAUCAAAACAUGAGUAUGAGAAUAUUAAGUAUUAACAGAAAAAAUGUUGGAUGAAAUUGAAGCUUGACUUGAAUUAUUGCACUGACUCUCCUUUCCUGUUCUAGCUGUAAAAUCAUCUCAUUGAGCAAAGAGUGUAAAAACUUAAUGUGGGCAGCCAGUCUUCCUUGGUGUAGUCCAACCAAAGUGGUUUUUUCUUGAGUAAAAUUCAGGUUCUUGGAAAAAAAAGUAGUUCACAGAAACAUUCAUUUACAAAUUUUGAAGUAGUAAUAAUUUGUGGACAAAAUAUGAUUAGCCAGUACAUAGGACUGGGGGCUGUUGUUGUUGUGUACCUUCUGCUGCUUGCAGCUAGAAUACUGUUUCAGUUUAGAGAAUUCAUUGGCCUGAAUUGUUAUACCCUGGAAUAAUUCCAUACUUAUAACUUCUUUUAGAAAACCACUAGUUUUACUUUAAUACUCUAUAGCAAGACUUAAAAAAUUUGUUUUGUUCACCAGAACAACAUAUAAAAUCCAACUUCAUGAAACAUAUGUCAGAGAUACUCUUUACUGCAGUUAUUUUACAAUUAAAUACACUAUAAUGUAAUGGCAAGAAUUAUGAAUACAAGUGUUCCAUCACUGCUGCUCUGACCAAAUGUCAUAUCAUCGAAUAAUCACACAAGGUUGACAUCUCCCUGGGAGAAGGAAGUGUGGAUGACAUCUAGGACAGUCCAGUUUUUGGCCAUCAGUAACUACAUUAUCAUGUCGAAAAUGCAUAAUGCUUUGGCCAUGAUUGUGUGAAUAAACUGGUACAGAGAUGAACAA